UGAAUACGGUUCGUUUUGUUCUUCGAUCGAAGUUCAACACACACAAUUCAAUAGCGUGAGUAGAUCGUAUGUUUCUAUUUACCUUGGAUGCGAAAAAAUUACUACGACAGAAUUCAAAGACUCGAAGUGUUUUUUUUUUGUGUACUCUUCAUGUUUGCAUUUGUUUUCUUUCUACGAAAUAAACUUUUUCUCGUGUCAAUGAAUGCAAUGGACUGGUAUGCGAUUUAAUGCUUGUUUUUCUGCACGCGGUUUUCUUCAAUUCUUUUUUUUCGCUUUGUUGUUGUUGUUCAUUCAUUUUCGCUGAAGCUGUGAAUUUCGUGCAUUUGUGAAUCGAACUGCUACAAAAGUGAAUUCCUUUCGUGUUCAGUAGACUAGAUAGAAAUAUAUAAUUGGAAGAAGUGAGACAGCAACACAAAAAAAAAACCAGUGAAACCAUUCGCGGUGCAUGAAUCAUUUGAGCGAGAGGGUUAAAACCAAUUCUACGAAGUCAAAAACAAGUUGAGAAUCGGUCGACCCAAACCGAACAGUUGAAUGUGUUUGUGUGCGAGUUCUCGAGACUCGAAUUUUGAGACUUUGAGAUUUAUCGAUUUCGUUUGUGUUAAUCGAAUAAAACAAGCCAUUGAAUAUGUGAAUUGGCAAUUGUUCUAGAUUUAUGUGUAAAGACUAAUACCACACAUCGUGUGUGACAACAACGUGAGCUCGAAAAAUUUGUUCGAAUCUAUUUUGGAGUGAAAAUACCAAUUUUGGAGGUUUCUGGUUUGUUCACCGCUCUCGGUUUCGGUCGUGUUAUAUGCCUGCGUAACCUGCAAAAGACACUGCUAUUUUUUUGAGGGCAUAUCAUCCGUACAUUGGGAGCACACACAGUGAGUGUUUUGCUUAGAAAAACCGCUGUGCCGAGACUACAUAAAAACCGAUCGACCUUGUGAAUUCAGUGAACAGACUAUUAGCAACGAGUGAUUGUUUAUGCUGUUGAAAAUUAUAAUUAUGAGUGAAGUAAAAAGCGUUCAUUAGAUCUUCAGAGAUUCAUUGAUACUUUGCACCAAAAACCGAAUAUUCAGAUAAAAUACACGCAGUUUACAGUGUUGUUCCGCAAAAUGAACUAAGCAGAGCUCAUCAAAAGAAUAUAAACAUAAUUAAUUUGACAGCAUCAGACGCUGGGUAAAUGUACAAGAAAUUUGGUUCAUCCCAGAAUAUAAACGGAACGUUGUGUAUGACAAGCGUGUAACCGAACGUGUAUCCAAAAAGUAUAUCCGAGAGAAAGGAAGGAAAAAAGUGAUGAAAGAGAUUAUAAACACCGAAAAAUUAGAAGAGACGCGUCGUGGAUAAUGAAAACCGUAUAAAAAUAACGAAGCAAAAGCAACAGAAAAAAAAUCGUGAGAAUAAAUUAAGUGACGAUUUUGUUGUGUCAUCAUUUAGAUUUAUUGCUCAAAUUAAAACUGAGAGAAAGAGGAAUAAAUAAAAACAGGAAAAAAGAAUAUAAGUCGCCGCUCUGUUUACCCGUCACAAACAAUAUACAUUAUAUUACAGCAAGUGAAACAGUGAAUGUAUUGUCGGUGUGGAUAGAGAGAAACAGACACUCAACUCAGUCGUCAACGGUGUAUUAAAUAAACGAAUUUUCCACCAAAUCGCCGGGAGGAAACGGAGGACGCAAAUGGAAAUCGGAUUAUGCAUUUCAGCGAAAAUGUUAACGUAUGAACGACGACGACAACGAUAACGACAAGCACAGCGAUCAGCGUACAAAUUUCAAAUCAAAAACAUCCAAAUGCAAUGCAAUGUAUAUACGAGGUAGUAGAUGAGAGAACCGAGCCAGAUCGGUCAUCAAAAAAGAAGCAGCAGCAGCAGCAUCAGUUGUUCGCCUUCGAUACAUUUAUCUCAGUGUCGUCAUCAUCAUCAUCACACCAUCGUCGAUGAUAUCGUUAUUGUGGUGGUUUGGCUAUGUGCUCGUAUUGGCUGCUGCCAUCGCCAAAAUUGGAGCUCAAAAUGUGCAAUUGUCAGCGUUUAAGGAUACAUCGUCAUCAUUGCCGGCGGAAGCUCAGGCGAUCAAAUCAUGCGGCGGCAUGCUUACAGCAACACAAGGUGUCAUCCAAACACCAAACUUUCCAGACAAAUUUCCCGUGCCGAUCCAAUGUACGUGGGUCAUUGAUGCAUCGGCGAUUAAUAAGAAUAAUGUUUCAAUAAUUGUCUACGUCACACAACAGUAUCUGUUGAGCGGUUUAAAGUUCACCGAAUACGAUUACUACAGCGAUGACAUAAAAGUGAAAAGUGAACAUGCACCGUUCGAGCUGAAUGAGCAAACGGUCACGCAAACGGUGACCGUUCAGUUCUACAGUCAGUAUCUCGAAAUCAAAUUCACCAUGGACAAUCUAUAUGGAACACAUUUGCGAGCAUUAGACCGUUUGCUCGAUGUGUACGGUUUCAAUAUCACAUACGAGAUGGACGGUGUCGUUAAGCCAAAACCAUGCACUGCCCUUCUGUGCCGAUAUCUAGGCCAUUGCUAUGCAACCAGCGAUUUCUCGUCGUAUUACUGCUCAUGCUUUCCGGGCCACAGCGGAGACGAUUGCGGCGUGGGGCCUUUAUGCCAUGAUGGAGACAAGGACUUUUGCGAAAAUGGCGGAGUUUGCAAACAAAUUGGAGACGCAGGUGUUACAUGUAUUUGUCCGAAAGGAUUCAAAGGCAAGAAGUGUCAAAUACCGGAAGACGAGGACAUAAAUGGUUGUUUUUCCGACGAAAAAGACUGUGAUAGUCAAUGCCAUUUCAACGGACCCGAACAGGAUUUCUGCAAAUGUACCCAAAGCACUUCCAUAUCAAAUCGUGAACGCGCCAGAUACGAGGCAACCGUACGCUUGGGAAAUGCAUCACAGUUUUCGCAGAGCGACAAUCGAAACGAUAGACGACGAAUGAACGAGCAUCUACCAACUGUUCUCGAGAAGCAUGUGAGUCGAUUUUUGCGAAGCUCAAACAUUACACGGAUCAACGAUUUGGAGGUGGUCGCCACAUCUACAUCGAAUAUGGGUAUGAAAAUUCAAUUUUUCGGAGCGAAACAAGACGCAAAGCGUGUACGCGACGCGCUUUAUAAAAUGGUCGAACGUGGCCGAGUGGCCAAUAUCACACUGGUACCGUCAUCACUCGCAUUCCGCGAAGAAGCUGUUCUCCAAAUCGAGUCGGUUAGUAUAAAUUACAAAUCGGCCGUUCGGCACAGUGACGAAUUCAUUUUAUCGUGCGAGGCGAGAGGAUCAGCAAAAAUGGUUUUUCGAUGGUAUAAAAAUGGUGUCUAUGUCAAUCAAACCAAAGCUACCAGGAAAAUAUGGUCACGCGUAUACGAGAAUUCACAGUCGAAAGAUCACUACACAGCAUUGCUAGGAGUUCCGCGCGCCACUCGACUCGACGAGGGAGUCUACACGUGCCAGGUUUCUGAUUAUGGUAUGCAGCAAUGCCGUUCAACCGUUGUACACGUACUGUCACGACCAGAGCUUCGACUUGAUCCGCCCAGUGCAACCGUUUACCGUGGCGCUUCGGUUCGUAUUCGAUGCUUGUCGAGCGAUAUUGAUCAAAGCAAUGGCUACAGCUGGACCAAAAACAACGCGCUCUUCCAAUCGGAUGCAGAAACCGAAUUAUGGGAAGAUUUAUACCCCGAUGGGAGUAUAUUGAAAAUAAAUAAUAUUCAGAAAUCGGCAAACUACACAUGCGUUUCGUCCAAUGCAGUGGGUCAAGUGUCGAAGAGUGUUUAUGUGUAUGUGGUUGAUCGUGGAACCAUUGAAUUAUGUGCGAACGAGACAUCGUUCGGUGUUAAUUGGCCAGCCAGUUCGCCCGGCUCGCCGAUUCUGGCCGAAUGCCCAAAACGAUAUGAGGGUCAAUCGCAACGCAUAUGUGAACUAAGAGAUUUCGGCAAACCGGCCUGGCUUACGCCAAACUUUUCGGGAUGCUUAGCAGACACAUUAGUGGAUGUAUAUAAUGAGUUUCGAGGUCUUACUUUUGGUUAUCAAAAAACCAAUGGAUCAGCUGUGCUGAAAUCGUGUUUGGAAUAUGCGAUGAGCCGACAUACAAAUUUCCUUCCGGGCGAAGCUGGUUUUCUACUGAAAUUACUCCAAGAGGUCGAUGAAUAUUUAACGGAACGCGGAAGUGAAGUGGAGCAAGAGGUCGCGGCCGAUAUAACGCUACAGAUUUUGGACGUUGUGCUGAAAAGCGAGCACUCACUGAACAGUCAACAGCAAGUGGAGGAUUUGCAGGAGCUCGUCAAAUCAGCAACUCUGAAACGGGAGCUGAUCACAUCACCAGUUCCAGUGCCAGCACCGUCAACAUCACUGCAGUACCACCAAACGGGAUCGUUUUGGACGCAUAAACAACGCAUCAAAUCAUUACCGUUUAAUGCACAGCUCUAUGGUGACCAUCUAUUUUCGGACGAACUCUACAUGGAGAUGGCACUAACAUCACAGCUACAGGAAAUUGUAGCUAACGGCUCAAUGGUAUUAUCCGUCAUCUCGUACAAAAAUCUCACCAAUUUUCUGCCCCGAAUGUAUUUCGAGCGCAAUACGCACACACCGGAUGUUGAUUAUAUGACGGCGUCACGUGUAAUUGCUUCGUGGUUGGUUUAUGCAAAUCGUACGCUAAACGAAGCAAUCGUACCAGCAUCGCAAUUGCUUCAUCUGCCGAUGACAGCGGCCCACGUACAAAUUACAUUUCAACAUGAAAAUCCAACGGAUUCCGAUUGGAUCCCAGUCUGUGGAUACGAUUUGCAAGCUACUUACAAAACAACAUGGAACACCGAUUUGUGCAUUACCGAAAAUUUAAUGGACAACGUAACGCGAUGCAUAUGCCCACUGUCCGGAACUUAUGUCGUUCUAAUGGCAAAAAGAAAUUAUAACUCGACAACGGUACGAAGUCAACAGCACCCUAUGUUCGUUGUUGUCAGCUGCGGAUGUUGCUUCCUUCAGUCAUGCAUUGCGUUUGGCAUUUUACUACCCAUUUUAUACAGUCGCAAAUGUUCGGUGACAUUCUUGAAAAUGCAAUUUUGCACUGCCACAUCAACGGCGAUGGCGAUAUUCGCAUUGGGGUUUUUGAAAUUUUUACCACAACACUGGUAUGGCGUCAUUAGUUCAACAUUGGGCGGAAUUUUGUUGUUAGGCUCGUCAACAUUGAUUGCCAUAACGAUGGUCAUCGACUCAGAGUUGGGUCCACGAAAAAGUCCAACCGCGCAUUUAUCGUCCGGUAUGCGUGGUGCUAUUGGUCUCAGUUGGUUUAUGCCCAUUUUGUAUGCGAUCACCACAUUACUCAUAUACACGGUGAUGGACGAAUGGCCACUCAACUGGUGGAUGACAGUGAAUACGAUCGGUUUCGCAUUGUUUGUCAUCAUCGAAACUCUAUUUGUGAUAUUAUUUUCGUUAUUAUUCUAUACAUUGGUGCAUAAGCUCAGCUAUUUAGCCAAAAAACAUGACAAACACGGGAUCCUCAUAACAAAACGAAUUGGACUCGUCUAUCGAAUCACAUGUCUUCUAGUAUUAAAAAUAUCAACGGAUAUUCUGUAUUUAAUGUAUUCCAAUUCCAAUGAAAUUUUAUUUAGCUAUAUUUUCGGUGCACUGUGUAUCUGUUUGGGUUUCACUUUACUGUUUUGCUUUGUUAUAAAAGCUGAAACGAAACUGAAAUCGGAUGCACUGAACAAAAGUAACAGCAAACAAAUUAUCGAAGACUAUUGUUCGGGAUCAAUCAAUAGUCCUCUGAACUUUUAUACAAAUCAUGAAAUAGAAAAGGAGAAUGAUUGUUCAGUGCCAUCGACACAAUCAUCAACAAAGAAAUUACCGUUAGCAAUAACAACGCGACGAUAUCCAUUGGAUCGCUUACAAACGACAACAAAUAUUACUGAUCCGUACAUAACAACUGGUGGUUUAUGUGAAACAACAUUUUUAGAAUUAAACGAUCCGUCGGCCAAUUUAGAUGUAAAUUUUAUCGAAUUCAAACAACAUCCAAAUCAGCAACAGCAACAGCUUCAGCACCACCAACAACAGCAGCAGCAACAGACGCUAUCGAACCAACCAUCACAGUAUCCAUCGCUGUUGGAUGCCAACGGCUAUGAAAUGGAAAUCGUACCAACGGAUUUAAGUUUAUAUGGCAGCAGUUGUAAGCCAUCACAAGGAAAAUGCUAUUUAAGCGAUACUAACGAUUUCGUUGGUGUUGGCAGUUUAGACAUUUUACAAGGCGUAAGACAAGAUAGCGUAAUAGGCAUCCGUAGUAAUUAUAAUGUGAACGAUCAAAUGGUUAAUCCCGAUAUAAAUGGCAGCAAUUUAUCAACGUUGGCUCCAUCCACAUCGAAUGUGACGGUCGGCGAUGGUGGCAGUGGUUUGCAUUCGUAUGUCAAUCAAAAUCAAUUGCUAUUCGAUAAGAAUCAUGAGAAAUCGGGCCAAAAGAUAUUAGAGUCAGCGAAUGUACAUGCGGUCGAUCCGCAACCAUCAAGCACAGCUAAGCUAACGGUCAACGCGCCACCAACGAUAACCGUCACGCCAACUGACGAUACGGACAAAACUAUUGACGGCAUGCUCGACCGAAUCUCACACGAUUUGGAUUAUCUGUUGAAUCGCAUGGCUGAAAUUCCACCCGCACCGCCACCACCCGCAUCAACCGCUCCAGCACAACCGCCACCACCACCGUUGCUAGCGCACAAUUUAAGCGUGCACGAAGUCAUUCUCGAAGAAGAAGCCGAAGAUUUGUAAUCAACGACAUCAAAUCGAAAUAACUAAAACUGUACAGAUUUCGUUUUUCCUUUCUUUUCGGUUUCAGGUUAGUGUUUUUUCUAUUGAAAACAUUCAACAAUGUUCAUAUUUUUUUCUGUUCCGUAUCGUCCACAUCCAAGUGGGUGAAUCGAUCAUUUAACAUUUAGAUAGGAUUAUUCUAAUUGAAUUUAUUCCGAUACACUGAAAAAAAAGAUAGCGAAAACAAUUUCCAAUUUCCAGAUUGAAUGUAUAAAAUACCACUACCUUAUUCGUUAAGUGAAGCAAGGAGAGAAAGACCAUACCAUUUCCAUAAUACUAAUCCAAACGAAUUUUUUUCCCUUUUAAUUUGGAGUUAUAUUCUAUAGUAAGGCUAUAUCAUUGAUAUCAAAGUUAACAUGAACAAACACACAUACUUUUCCGUUGGCAUUUCGCCACAUCUCAUCUAACCCCUCUUUUUAAUAUAUCCAAUCAAAGUUUUCAAUAUUUAAAACCAAUACGCUCAAACUGUUGAUUUUGAUUUUUUCUGUUCAAGUUUUGUUUUUUUGCUUUUAUUUUAAAAAAAAAUACUUUAUCAAAGUGAUGAUCUGGUUUCUGUCUCUGAGUUUUAUUGGCCAGCGGCAAAAAUAAAAUUGAAUUGGAGAAAAUGAAUGAAUAAUAAUGGAAAUGAUUGAAAAAACAACCAAAUGAUUCAAACAUUGACCACAUUAAUACCCACUAGGAAUUAAAUUUGUGAUUUAUUUGUUGUUCUCUUUAUAAUUUUUUUUAUUGCAUUUAUAAGAGUAAUUGAAUCCAAUCAAACGCUUCAUUGCAGACGGAAGCAUCAAAUUGAUUCGAUCCAUUUAUCAAUUAUAUUUUUUCGGUUACGGUUACAAAUCAAUGUAUCGCAUAAGAUGAGCGUUAUUUGCGCAUAAUUUGGACAACGCAAAAAAUAUAUGUACAGUCGACACUUGGGAACCCAAAAUCAAUCCCCCAAUGACUUGAUUCUCUUCAACGAGUUCAGUGUUCAAUGAAUAUUGCCCAUAGUGUGUUUGAAAUAUCGAUAUAUGUGUAUAGAUACUAUCGACUGUUUUUUCGAUGAAUGGAAAUUAAUUUGAGCUCUCUUUGAGCUUUGCUUUGUUUUAUCAUUAAAUUUCAUGCAAACGAUACCCAGACUACAUGGUAAAAAAUUGGGUUCAUAUAAAAAAAAACGAAAUUGUAACAAAUUGGUUUUGAAUCACCAUUUUCUCGUUCUUAAAAAUGACAGCAUCACUUCAUUGAAAGUAUGAUGUUUUAUGUUUUUCCAUAAUUUUCGAUGGACAGAUGCGAUACUAUCAAUUAGGUCAAAACUCUUAACUCAAGAGUAACUACAAGUCCAAAUUUCUGUUUGACCAAAACAGCCAAUUUAAAAAAAUACACAUUUUUUGUGAUUUGUUCUAAUCACCUAAUGCAAGUACAUAAGUCGAUACAAAUCUCCAGUAGAAACAUCAUAACAUCAUAGUAUUAUUAUUCUAAAAACCUAUCAAAACUCAACGAUUUUUUUAUUUGUUUUCUAACACCAAUUGUUUUUUAAAAGAGUUUUUUAUUUUUUUUUUUGUAAAUGAAAUGAUUGUAUUUAUCAACGUUAAUAUUGUAAAUAAACUCUAUCAAAAGAAGAAGAAGAAGAAGAUGGAAAAUGAAUUGAUAUGAAAAUAGCCAAAAACCAAAUCGAUGUAAUUAAAACACAAUCAAAUGUAAGAGAUGCGCAGAACAAAAGACAAAACCAACCAAAAAACAAACAAAAUGUUUAAUGUUUAUACAUAUUGUAUCAUUUCUAUGUUCCAAUUUAAAUGUUAAGGACUACAAAUUCCAUUAGCUUAGGAAUUAAACGAAUGAACAAGGAAAGUAUGAAAUAAGAGAGAAAAUGUUGAGUUACGAGAAAAAACGAUGAAAAUCAAACAUAAAAAAAUUGAACAUUUACUAAAUAUGACAGCAACAUCAAUCUAUCGACUAAUCGAAAGAACAUUUCUAGCCAUAAUUCUUGAGUGUUUCUUGUGUAAAAUAUACAUCUUUUUCCAAAAAUGAACAUAAAAUUUUCGAUCAACAUUCUUUAGAAAUAA
This is a messenger RNA of Sitodiplosis mosellana (orange wheat blossom midge), 8776 nucleotides long. RefSeq lists its product as uncharacterized. NCBI's taxonomy places the organism in Eukaryota, Metazoa, Arthropoda, Insecta, Diptera, Cecidomyiidae. Gene Ontology annotation, cellular component: membrane. The transcript is spliced from 25 exons. The record is from RefSeq and is a predicted model, not a curated record. Gene Ontology annotation, molecular function: G protein-coupled receptor activity. The coding region runs from base 1908 to 6701 and encodes 1597 amino acids.